Messenger RNA from Closterium sp. Naga37s-1, 5619 nucleotides. NCBI's taxonomy places the organism in Eukaryota, Viridiplantae, Streptophyta, Zygnematophyceae, Desmidiales, Closteriaceae. The record is from the annotation of a GenBank genome assembly.
AUGGACGUCCCUGGCCGCCCCGCCACGGCGCUCACCCGCUUCAGCCGCCAUGCCAAACCCCCCCUCGCCACGCCCCCCUCCUCCCUCCCCCCCACUGCCGCUGCCACUCCCCUUGCCACGACCCCCCUUGCAUCACCGUCCGCCACCAGUGCGUUCUCAGCCCGCAGCCUCCCAGCUCAGGCUGAAGCGCCACCAUCCCACGCCACCCCUGCUGCUGUUGCUGCUGCUGCAGUGGGGGUGGCUGCUGGUGAGUUUGGGAAGACUGUGCGUGGGAGUGGCAAGGGGAGGGCGGGUGGGAGUGGCAAGGAGAGGGCGGGUGGGAGUGGCAAGGAAAGAGCGGGUGGGAGUGGCAAGGAGAGGGCGCGAGGCAUGAGGCAGAUUGAGGCAGAGCUACAGCAGAGGAGAGAGGCGGCCGCAGCCAAGGCAGCAGCAGGCACAGCAGCGACAGCAGAAGCAGACAGCGGGGCUAACGGGGCAGUGGAGGAUGAUGGGUGGGAGCAGCAGGUGGGGCAGGUGGCAGUGGUGCACAGGCAGGUGAGGGCCACAUCGCUGGCAGAGCUGUACCGAGCGGCGGGGAGAGGGGGCGACCUGGACGGCGCAAGGAACGUGGCACCGGCUCAUGCCCUCCCACAUGUGCUCGCUGCCACACCCGGCCCGCUGUGCCAGUCCAUGCCCUUGGAGCCGCACCUGGGCUUGCAGCCGCACCUUCCCACGCCCCUGCCUGUGUCGCCUGUCCCUGCUGCCCCUGCUGCCCCUGCUACUUCUCAGUGCAUGGCAGGCACAGGCACAGGGCCAUCCCCAGGCAUCUCGCCCCCUUCCACCCUCUUUUCCACCACCUCUCCCCUCGCCGUCGCUCUGCCUCCCUGCAGUGCCACCGCCCCUUUCCCCCCCGCCUCUGCUCCUUCCCCUCCUGCCUCUGCCUCUGCGGAUUCCCCCCUUUGCCACCCCCCUCACACUGCGUCGUCCCCUCCUGCCGCGCGCCCACCCUCCCAUCGCGACCUGCUGAGGGCGCGCAAGGCAGCACACAGCCGCCGCCCGCACUCGCUGGCGGGGGGGGAGUUUGCCACACUCAGGCUCGCCCACAACCCCACAGGAGGCUCUCCAGAAUCCACCACCGCUCUGCACCGCUCUCCCCUCUCCUCGUCCUCCCGCCUGAUACAUCCCGUUGCUGCUGUCGCCCUGGCCACUCUCCCCCGCCCCUCUACCUCCUCUCCUGCCCCUCCUGCUGACCCUUCUGCUGGUGCAGCGGAUGAGAGUGGGAGGAAGCGGCAGAGCAACAAGGGCAUGAGGCAGGCAGCUGGGGGAGGGGCGGUGGCAGCAGCGGUGCAGCAGUCAGCGGGAGCGGUGGUGGCAGCACAACCUGCCAUGGUGGAUAUUCCACGCGCUGCCACCACGGGCAGCAUUCAUACCACACCUGCCACCGCUGCUGCUGCUGCUUUAAGGACAUGUGGGUCUGACGAUGUGCCCUGGCCGCCCGCUCACGCAGAGCACAUGGCACAGGGAGGGGAGGGGGGCAUGCAGGGGAGGGAGCACGUGGCAGCAGUGCCACCAUCAGCAGGCGCAGCCCCCGCUCUUGCUGCCGGCACUCACAUGUCCCACCCCACUGCACUUGCCCAUGACCCAGCUGUCCCCUCCACCGUCCCUCGCCCUCUGCUGCACCUUGCUCCCACUGCCCUCGCCUCCGCUUCCCCUGCCAUGUCAGCUGGCUCUCCUGUGACGUCAGCAGGGUCGCCUGCCAUGUCAGCAGGAUCCCCUGCCUCCCUGUCCAAUGAGCACGCGCCACGUGGUGCACAGCAGGCAGCAGCGGUGGCGGAGCUGAGGAGCAAGCUGAGGGUGCUGCUGGCACCGCCACUUUCUGUAGCAGAGCAGGCAGGCAUGGGGGCGUGGGGGGCUCUCUCCCACCUCACUCCUCUGCCGCACAUCCCACCUCUGCCCUCACUGCCACACACCGGCACCCCCCCCUCGCCUCCUCUCCUGCACCGCUCGCUCUCAGACCCACACACACCGCGCCCCCCCACAGCGCCCUUCCCCCUCGUCUCUCCGCCCUCCCCCGGCACCCUCUCAGCGCCGCACUCGCCCGCCCCCCCGCCCUCUGCGCGCGCCCUGGGCUUUGCGUGUGCGCGCCGCCCCUUCAUGCUGCCGCCCGACUGGCACGCGCCCUCCGGUGCUGCUGAGAGUGGUGGGAGGCCGCGCACUGCAGAGGGGGAGAGAGGAGGGAGGGGCAUGCGGGCGUUCACGUCCGUGGGGCACCGGGGGUUGCUGCCAGGCAGCAUGCAUGCAGGGGAGGCGUCAGCAGCAGCAGGGGGCGCGGGCAGCCACUCCGCCCUGACCGCGCGUGAGGUGCUGGCAGCGCUGCGGCGCGUGCCGGGGCCGUACAGCUCGGGGCGGUUUGACGAGGUGGAGGGCGUCGAUGAUGCACUGCUGGGCGCCGCCGCCACGCCAAGGGUAGUGGCGGGAGGGGCGCGUGGUGGCGGUGGUGGGCGGCGGAGGAGGAGUGGCGAGUAUGCGAGUGGAGGGGACGGGGAGAGAGAAAAAGGUGGUGGUGCGGAGGAGGCCGGAGGAGAAGAUCGGGAAGGUAGGGAGGACUCAGAGAGCGAUGGCGAUGGGGAGGGCGAGGAGGCGGCACAAAUGCGAAUGGAGUGGAGGCGGGUGAGGAAGGAGCGGCAGCUGGUGGAGCAGGAGAGGGGCGAGGUGCAACGCGUGCAGGGUGAGGUGGCACGCUUCAAGCAGUGGGCGCAGGAGGAGCAGCAGCGGCUGCAGGAGGAGAAGCGAAAGGUGGAGGCGGACAAGCAGCGCCUGGCGCCCUUUGAGGCGCGCCACCGCGCCUGCCAGCACCACAUUGCAGCGCAGGACGCCGCCACGGCCGCCCUGCGAGCACAGGCCAGCGCCGCCGCCACGGCCACAGGGCACGUGGCAGCGCACACGCACUCGCUGCGCUGCCACCUCGCCUCCUCCGCCCACCUCCUCGCCGCCACCAAGCAGCGCCUCGCUCACGACCGCGCCUCCGUGGCUGGCGCUCUGGCUCGGGCUGCCGAGGCUGAGGAGCGGGCGCAGGCCGCGGAGAGGAGGUUCGGGAAGAUGCCGUGGGAGGUGCGGAGUGGGAGUGGCGUGGCGCGGGCAGUGCAUGGUGUGGCGGGCCGGCAUGGGUCGCCCGUGCAGCGCCUGCACACCCCCGCCAUGCGCCUGGCACGCGUGGGGCGAGAGGAGGGCGGGCACAGGGGAGGGGAGGAGGGAAAGGGGAAUGCAUGGCAAGGGUGGAGUGCAAGCACGGAAGGGAUGGUGGUGGAAGAGGGACAGCGAAGGGAGCAGCGAGGAGUGGUGGGCAAGGCGCGUGGGUUGAAAGGGGAGCAGGUGGCAGGCGUGGCGAGGGAGGUGAUGCGCGCUCUGCUCCUGGCAGCCCGGGCGGCGAGCGACAACGCAUCUCGGCUGCUCUUCUGGUGGUCCAACACGGCCAUGCUGCGCUCCGCCCUGGCACCCCUGGUGGCGGAGGAGCAGAGGAGGAAAGGGGAGGGGAAGAAGGGUGAGGCGGCCACAGGUGAAGGAGGGGCGGCUGGUGGUGGUGUUGGGAGUGGUGCUGCUGCUGCGAAUGGUGGUGGUGCAUGCUGGCCUGGCACAGGUCAUGACGACCGGGGAGAGCACCCGGAGCACCCAGAGCGGCCUGAGGACCCGUGGGGCAGCUUGGCGCACCUUGAGUCGCAGCUGCUGCAGCUGGAGCAAUGGCAGCACAACAGGUGUCUGCAGCUGGUGUGGACACGUGUCUUCCUGCCAGCCAUGCAGCAGCGCCCCCCUGUGCUGCCGCCUCCCUUCCACCCGCCAUCACACACCCCUCCCUUCACCCCCGCCUGGUCCUCCGCCCUGCUGUGCGCCACCUCUGCCUGCCAGCAGUCGUACCUCUGGCCCUUCUCCGCCCCCACGCCCCCGCCACCCCCACUCAGAGCGGAGGAAGUGCAGGCGCCCUGGUGGGCGGGGCUGAGUGGUACAGAGCGGUGGGUGGCGGUGAUGCACGAGGCGGCUGCCAUGCUGUGCCCUCACAGGGCCAUGGGGCACCACUGCGGCUGCCUCUACCCGCUUUUCAAGCAGGUGCUGCAGCAGUGCCAGCAGCGGCUAGACGCGGCUCUGUUCAACGCGUUGCUGCGCUCCGGUAACGACGUGCUCUCCACCGACCCUGCUGCCGAUCCUCUCACCGAACCUGCCGCCCUGCCGUUCCCCGCCAAUGGCCGCUUCUGGGCCGGCCAAGGGGGGCUACUGAAACACACUACCCAUCCCUCACUGCCAUCCAGACCCAUCCCUCACUGCCAUCCAGACCCAUCCCUCACUGCCAUCCAGACCCAUCCCUCACUGCCAUCCAGACCCAUCCCUCACUGCCAUCCAGACCCAUCCCUCACUGCCAUCCAGACCCAUCCCUCACUGCCAUCCAGACCCAUCCCUCACUGCCAUCCAGACCCAUCCCUCACUGCCAUCCAGACCCAUCCCUCACUGCCAUCCAGACCCAUCCCUCACUGCCAUCCAGACCCAUCCCUGGCUGCCAUCCAGACCCAUCCCUGGCUGCCAUCCAGACCCAUCCCUGGCUGCCAUCCAGACCCAUCCCUGGCUGCCACUGCCCCAGUAUCCUCAUGUACCCUCAAUGUGUUCGUGCCUUUCCGCCAUGCCUCUGUGCCCUCUGUUACCCCCCCACCACCACCACGGCACCCCACGGCACGGCUCCAGGUGUCGGAGUGGAGUGAGUUCCUUGCAGACAUGGACGCACACGUCUCCUCACACUGCCAUGCCGCCGCCGCCGCUGCUGCUGCCACGCAGCAUGCCGCCACUGCUGCGCACGCUUACCCCCCAUCGCCCAUCCUCCCCCCGCCCACCGUCCCGCUCUCCUUGCUCUCCUCCGCUCGCUUCUGGGCGGGCCAGCUGGAGCUCUUUGAUUGGCCAGAGGGCGCAGAGGGGCAGGGCGGGGCAGAAAAGCCGGGAUGCGGAAAUGGACUGGUGGGGCAGGGAGAGGGGUGGAGAGCGGUGACAGGCGGUGACGCCAUGGGAGAUGCAGUGGCGCGCAGCAUUGCUGGGUGUGAAGGGGGCACGGGUCAGAGAGGGUAUGACCCCGCGGCGCUGCUGCUGCUGGGAGGGCGCGAGGGGGAGGGGGAGGAGGGGAGAGGUUUGGUGCAGCAGCUGAUCGGUGGGCGGGCGGAGUGCUUCCCGCUGCUGCGCGCGCUGGCCCACGUGCUGCUGCUGCCCAAGAAGGCUCUCUGCGACCGCCCUGUGCGCCGCCAGGUGUACGCCACCAUCCCAGCGCCGCUGCUGCAGCGUGUGGUGAGCAUGUGUGUGGAGCAGCCGUCCCACCCCGACCCCAUCCCACCCGUGCUGCUCGACAUGCUGCAUGCCGAGGCCAACACCUCUGCCUACGCCAUCCACUUCCUGCCAGUCUUCGACCCUACCCCCCUGCCCCCCACGCCCUACCGCCCGCCGCCCACCUCCGCCCUGCACGCGCUGCUGGGGGCGGCUGCACCAGGCGCGGUGGGCGUGCAGCAGGGGGGGGCUGGAGGGCGGGAAGGGGGCACGGCACGGCGAUUUGCCGAUGGAGUGAAUGCGCGGCGAGGCUGCCAGAGCAGCAGCGACGAGGUUGCGGGUGCUUGA